ACGCUCUCGACGAGUCAACUUGGUCGUUUCGCGGUUACCACAUAUUGUCUCUCGUCGGUGUCCGUAGUCAAUGAAGCGGGUGAAAAAACAUGGCGUCCUUUGGUAGCAAGGUUUUUCUGUUGCUAGGUCGAACUAAUGUCUCUGGUGUGGGUUAUAGGAAGACAGGAAACAGAGCCACAUAUGCUACGGCGUUGACAGUAAACUCUUCUUCUACAAAUAAAGCGAGGGGCGGUAAAGGAUCCACUGGCAGAAGACCAAAGAGAGGAACUGGGGAGCCUAGGACUGAAAAGAUGGCACUGGAUCAGGACUGGACCUCAGUUUAUCCCGCAGCGACCCCCUUCAGGGCCAACGCCGUCCCUCUUCCUCUGCGGAUGGGCUACCCUGUGAAGAGAGGCAUUCCACCAGAGAAGAAGGGCAACUUGGAAUUAAUAAAGAUACCAAACUUUUUGCAUCUGACACCAGCAGCUAUCAGGAAACACUGUGAAGCUCUGAAACCUUUCUGCACAGAGUGGCCCUCGGCCCUGGACACCGACGCCAAAUGCGACGAGCUCUUUCCAGUUAAAAUCCAGAGCACAGACUACGUGUCUGCUGGGCCCUCCAUCAGGAAUCCUUCAGCUCGCGUCGUUCACAUGAAAGUAAAGUUGUCCAGUUUGAACCUGGAUGACCACGCCCGCAAGAAGAUGCUCAAACUUGUUGGGGACAGAUACUGCAAAGACUCAGACAUCCUCACCAUCAAAACAGAAAGCUGCCCUCUGAGGCAGCAGAACUAUGACUACGCCAUGUACCUGCUGACUGUCCUGUACCACGAAUCCUGGAAAAUCGAGCCGUGGGAGGCAGAGAAAACCCGCGCAGACAUGGAGGAGUACAGCUGGGAGGACAGCACGUCCCAGAAGAACAUCCUGGACACGCUGCUGCGCAUCAACGCUACCGGAGAAGGAGAGGAAGCUGAAGUGAGAGAGCAGCUGCUGGGAAGAGAGGAGGUGCUGGAAUAUAAGGACUCAGUCGAGACGCUGAAGAAUGAAGAGCCGAGCGAGAGCAACAUGCUGCGGUACAAGGAGGCGGUCAGGAAGGUUCUCAAGGUGUGAAAUCGUUAAAGCUGAUAAACAUUUACAGGACGACAGUUGAAAGCAUGUUAAGCAGAAUGAUUUCAGCUGUGUUAUUCUGUUGCCAGAAUGAUCUUGAAUGUCUGAUGGUGUCAGCAGUAUUUAUUUUCUCAAAUAAAUUUGCUGUAAUAUCCAGUAUGUGGUGUUUUUAAUACAAAAAUAAAAGCAGAACACAAGAA
Poecilia latipinna (sailfin molly) is the source of this 1282-nucleotide messenger RNA. It is a transcript of the gene mrps35, whose product is annotated as mitochondrial ribosomal protein S35. The transcript is spliced from 8 exons. Gene Ontology annotation, molecular function: structural constituent of ribosome. The record is from RefSeq and is a predicted model, not a curated record. Gene Ontology annotation, biological process: mitochondrial translation. NCBI's taxonomy places the organism in Eukaryota, Metazoa, Chordata, Actinopteri, Cyprinodontiformes, Poeciliidae. Gene Ontology annotation, cellular component: mitochondrial small ribosomal subunit. Bases 90 to 1085 code for a protein of 331 amino acids.